UGGACGAAGCGCACGCUCGAUGCGAGGCAGCGCGUGCUUUCAUGCGUGCGGUGAUCGGAAGAAGCGGUACCAGGACCACGGCCAGUCCUGGACGUCCACGUCGUCCUGGUCGUAGGCGUCGCCGCGGCGAUCUGCCCCCUCGGGGCUGCUCCGGAUCGGUUCGGAAAGUGGUUACGGACAUUGGAGUACCGCCGUCAUCGCCGUCAUCGCCGCCACCGCUGCCGUUGCCGCUGUCGUCGGUCGCCGCCGUCACCGCCGCCGCCAACCACGCGGCACACGCACGUAUACACGCGCGGCGAGCACGUGAGAGCGACGGAGACGGACUGCUACCGACCGCGACCGAACACAGUCGAGGAUCCGCAAUCGUGGCUCGAGGCGUCCUGGCGUGCAGCCGAUUGGUCGACGGCCCGAGGAAGUGGUCACCGCCGACGAGAUUCAGACCGGGCCGCCACGUGAGUCGAGCGCAGCAUCGCGAGAUAGGAUAGGGGCGCGCGCGCGCGCGCGCAAAUUCCUCAACCCUUAUUCGGGACACCUCCGCGACCUCCCGCGCCCGGAAAAACGAUCGGCGAUCCCGAGCGCGGAUCAUUAGCCGCCACCUCGGUGAGGGACUCGGCGAGUCGCGAAGGCGGUUUGCGGCCCGCUACUUUGUGUUUUGAUGCGCGGUACCGAACGCGCGCGCAAAACUUGGAGAACGCGAUGAUGAGUUCGGUCCGAGAGGAACGUAUUGAGAGAAAGUGAAGGGGGUGACGCGUUACUCUUUAGAGUUUGGACAGAGAUUGACGUUGUUUCGGGAUAACGCGGAUCUUUCAUUUUCGAUGAUUUCAUCGUAAAAGGGAGAUCGUUAAAUAAAGUCAUAUAUCAUUGAUUGUCAUUUUCAUUGAUGUAGCGCUAAUUUAUGCGAGUGGAAAAGAAACUUGUAUAAUGUAACAUCGUAUUCACGUGACUUUGAUUAUUUGUCGAGUCAUUCGUAAUGGAAAAGAAGUGUAGUGUCUUUAAUGAUUUUAACGUCGUCUAGAGAAUCUUUACAACUCAUCUCGAGUAUUUCUUGCACGUUUCGAGAGACGAGACAUCGUUUUCAACUUUGUGCUGCAUUAGAGUUUUGACAUAUUUGUGCAUUACUCGUGUGUAUAAGUUGACAAUAUGCGGCCAGAAUCUUUCUGACCGAAUUUGACGUUUCAAACUCCUGGAAACGGAACAUAUAAGUGCGACGCGAUUCGACGCUUCGACUUUGCCAUCGAUUUCUUAACGCGGUCCAAGAGGACCGACACGUUUUGACGCCGUCAUCGUACUCGCCACGUGAGUGAUCGAUCGUUCGCGACCUAGGACAACGUCACGCGCGCCGUUCCUUCGAGCAUCCAAAGAGACGCGUGUUUCUCGACUCGUCCGGAAACGAAUCCGUGCUACGAGUUCCCGGUGAGGAAAGAAUCAAUUCGAUGAGAGCGAUAAUCGGGAAUCGACGAGAUUCGAGUCGGCGCCAUUUUGGAAAUUCGCGCGAAAAUCGUUUCUGGGAACAAGCGACAGCUUCGGUCUGAUCAUUUCGAGACUGAUUUCCUUUUCGCAAUUACCGAUACUCGUCGUCGAGGUAAUAAUCUUGCUGCGUUUUACGUGCCGUGUCUACGAAGGGGCGACGAAGAGCGCGCGCGGUGAAACGCGUCGAAUGCGACGAGCGAUUAUAUCAUUAACUUGGAUUAUCGGCGUGACGUGAGCGUGGAAACGAUUACGGGAUUUGCUCGGUGAUUAUUACCGAGCACAUCCGGAACGGACAUUUCAUAAGGAUUUUGCAACCAUCCGCGAGCUAUUGACACACGUGAGACGCGUAUAAGUUGUUGGUGGUUCGCGUAAUAAUCGAGAUCGCAAAUCGUGCGAAUAUUAAAGACUUCUUACAGAAAGUAGUUUUUCAUGCGUCCAACGCGUUAACGCAUCACAGAUUAAACGGGACGAUGUGAUUCGUCGAGGAUCGCAAUCGACUCAAUCAACUCAAAAUCGACGAGAAUUCGGAGGAAGGGAAGAAAAAUAAGUAAAAAGGUGGUGUGGUGCGCGCGUGCUCCGAGGAAGUGACGAGAAACUCCAGAGUCGCCUGCGGCCGCGAGAAAAGUGUACCGGGCAUUUAAAGACUAUCGCAACUUGGAUCAAACUGGAUUCGUGUCUUGGGACGUAAGGAAGUUCGAAGGAGCGUAGAUGAGUUCUACUGUCUACGUCCUCGAUCGACAUUGUGUGCUACAACCCGGCUGUUGCGCAUCGUGCCGAACGAGCUUCCAGUUCUAUGCUGGCGAACUUAUUCGGUACGACCUGGGCUUACGUCGGGGUAGCUAGUGAACCCUCUCUCGGUGGCGAAAGGAAGAAUAAGACGGGGAGGCAAUCGGCGAGUAAGCGGGCGAGUCCGCGUGGAAGAAGAAGAAGAGGAAGUCCGGAGAACGCAGGCGCAGGCACCGUAGGUGAUGUGAGGCUGGCGCCCGCCUCACGUCUGGGGUGAUGCCCUCCAGUGAGCCUCAUCCCCCGUACCACCUUCAGCACCACAAUAUUCCUCCGUCGCAUCUACAGCAACACACGCCGAGCGCGAUCGAGCAUCAGUUGUUUCAGCACCUGGUGGCGGUCCAUCAACAGCAGCAGCAGCAGCAACAGCGACAGCAGCAACACGGCGGGCCCUUUCAAAAUUCCACGUACACGCAGAAGCAGGAGAUGAGCCCGGAGGAGGAGGGGGGCCGAGGGGGUGGGUCCCCCCCGGCGGCUGGGGCUGCGUUACAUCAGCCCCAUCACCCCCGCACGGCCAGUCCACCUUCGGGCACGGAACCCUGCACCCGCGACGCGAUACCGACACCUAUACCUAUCGCGGAUACCACCACCACCACCACAACCACUACUAUGACGAUGCAAUCGCAGGGUCAACAGCAACAGCAAGGCCCUAGUCCGAGUCCGAGUCCGACGGGCGGCGACGUGGAAAAAUUCGACGGUAAAAUCGUCUACAAUCCGGAUGGGUCGGCCUACAUCUUCGAGGGCGAGAGCGAGCUGAGCGAAGAUGACUCUCUACCCGACGGUUGUAUCGUGGACGGGCGCGGUGUAUCGGUUCCUCACUCCUUAGUUUUCCCGCAAAUCGCGAACGCAUACUAUGUGUCGCGGUUGUACGCGCAUCAGGCCUACCAGCAGCAGCAGCAACAGCAACAACAACGUUCGACGGUCCAACAGCACAAUCCCGAUCUUCCCGUGAUGCACAGUUACCGGGUGAUCAGUUAUAGGAGCGCGGAAGGUAGUAAACAGCAACUUGCUCCAAAAUUCACAGAGCCACCAUCGCCUGCAUCAGUACCCAUCAAACCUAUCUUAAUGUGUUUCAUAUGUAAACUCAGUUUCGGAUACGCGAAAAGUUUCGUUGCGCACGCUCAGGGCGAGCAUCAACUUACUUUAAUGGAAGACGAACGACAGAUACUCUCGCAAUCGACGGCAUCGGCCAUCAUUCAGGCUGUGGGUAGAGGAAAGCAGCCACUUGUUAGUUUCCUAGAGCCUGUCACGAAUUUGGCUUGCGCUCAAGCAUUACCACCGCAAACACAAGGUCAGCAGCAACAGCAGCGUAACGAGACCAACGAACACGAGACAACGACAACGAACACCCCAGCGAGCACACCUGGCGUACCUAGCAGUCCUCAACAACAACAACAAUCGCAACAGACUCAGCGACCCUCGCCAAGCACUCCCACAACGCCAACGUCACACUCGAAUCAUCCUCUCACAUACAAUCAUCAACAGCAUCAAUGGACCGGCGCACAAGUUAGCGCCGUCUCUUGGGCCAAGGCUCCUGAAAUGCAUUACAGCUCACCACCGCCAUCGGCUUCGUCGGCUAAAGGAUCUCCAUCUUCGUACGCGCUUACUCAUCCACAGAAUCCGCCGAGUUACAGCGGCGGUACUACGAUAGGUGUUUGUGCGGAUCAUAUGCAAGGCAGGCCGAGUGGAGUGGAGUGCGGCAGGUGUGAAUUAAUAUUAGCUACCAGUCGACUCGCUGGGGCCACUGGACCACUCGCUGGCAUCCACAGUCGAAACUCUUGCAAAACUCUGAAAUGUCCUAAAUGUAACUGGCACUACAAGUAUCAGGAGACCCUCGAGAUACAUAUGAAGGAGAAACAUCCGGAAAACGAAACAUCCUGUAUAUAUUGCAUCGCAGGUCAGCCGCAUCCUAGGUUAGCGCGUGGUGAGACCUACACUUGCGGAUACAAACCAUACAGAUGCGAGGUAUGUAAUUAUUCUACCACGACGAAGGGCAACCUCAGUAUACACAUGCAAAGUGACAAGCAUCUGAACAACAUGCAAGAACUGCAGCAGGGUAGCGGAGGUGCCUCCGCUACCAGCAACCCCUCUUCGUCUCAAGACACGCCGUUGCCGACACGGAGCCCUCACCAUCAGCAGAAUCACAAUCCACAUCUGGCCGCCCAGAGUAGUAAUCAGAAUAAACCGAAGCAUUCGUUUCGCUGCGACGUGUGUAACUACGAAACGAAUGUUGCGCGGAAUCUGAGAAUACACAUGACGAGCGAGAAGCACACGCACAACUCGCUCGUUCUGCAUCAGAACAUCAAGCACAUGCAAACAUUGUCCGUGUUGUCCCACCAUCAUCAAGCGCAGCAGCAUCAUCAGCAGGCGCAACAGCAUCAACAACAACUCGAACAAUUGCUUCACUUAGGCGGUCUCGACAAACCGCAACAUGCGGAGGCGGCAUUAGCUGAUAUGGCUUACAAUCAAGCGCUUCUGAUACAAAUGAUGACCGGCGGUCCACUGCCACAACAGCUUCCGCCUGAAAUCAUGGCGAAUAUGGCUGCCAUGACUAAUCUUGGCGGCGAUGUUGGACUUUCGCCGGACAGCAUGGAACCACCGCCGGAACCUGCGGACCAGGAUCCCUCUCAUCUCUAUCACUGCUGUGUCUGUAACAACUUCGCGACGGAUUCGCUCGAGGCUCUAGGUCAUCACCUAGCUGUCGAUAGAACGAGAACUCGCGAAGGCGAGAUACUUACAGUGUUAAACGCACACUUCAUUUGCAAACUCUGUUCCUAUAAAACCAAUCUGAAAGCGAAUUUCCAACUACACUGUAAGACUGAUAAGCAUCUGCAACGGCUGCAGCACGUGAAUCACGUGAAGGAGGGUGGUCCACGCAACGAAUGGAAACUCAAAUACUUGGCGUCACCCACGAGCGCUGCGCAAUUGCGUUGUCACGCGUGCGAUUACUAUACCAACAGCGCUCAUAAAUUGGCUCUACACGCCGCCUCGCCCAGGCACGAAGCCGCGGCGCUUCUGCUCCGUCAUCUUAUCGAGGCGAGCAACAACAUCCAAACUCCUGGAAAAUUAUAUCACUGCGCUCUGUGCGUAUUUAGUGCCAAGCACCGAUUGCCGCUCCUGCAACACGUGAAAUCUAUGCGACAUUUUCAAAUGGAGCAGUUACAUCAGCUUCACAGGAGAAGCAGCCUCCAAGGAAACGAGACUCCGCACACGGAUAUCAGCGACGUGUUUCAGGUAAUGAGCGAUCCCGAUGUGCCGCCCACGCAACAACCGAGUCCGACCACGCCAACGACACCCAACGCUACGAGCACCAACAAUGAACGACGAGAGGAAGGUAGUGAGUGCGGUAGUGAAGUGAAACAAGAACCGGAUAAUGAUCCAGAACCGGAAGUAGAGCCGGAGAAUGAUCAAGACGAAAUUACGUGCCUAUACUGUACGUAUCAGCCGACAUCGCGAGAAGAAUUACGACAACAUUUGCAAGUGGCUCACAUUCAUGAUUCGGAAGAGAAAACUGAAACAGUGAAGGAAGAGCCGACGCCGGAUUUAUUAUGCCCCUUGUGCCAAGAUAGUUUCAAGGAACGUCCCGCUCUUGAGAAGCACGUGAUGCAAAUUCAUUCUGUUAAUAGUGAUGGCCUGCAAAGGUUAUUAUUGUUAGUGGAUCAAAGUCAUUGGCUGAAUAACAAUCCGAGAAAUACUUCAACGCCGGCUGUAACAGUUGCAACGACGCCAACAUCGCCCACGACAACGACGAAACCCCAUCAGGAAGAAGACAUGAGCGAACGGAGUGGCAACGAUGAUAUCGAGGAACUUACCAGAACUGUGUGUACUGUGUGUGGUCGAACUUACCGUUCUCCCGAAGAUCUUCAGCAACAUCAUAGAGAAAAUCAUCCAGCUACUAUGCUCACUUUAGCAGUUAGCGAGAAACAUGUUUACAAGUAUCGUUGCGGACAGUGUAGUCUCGCUUUCAAGACUUUGGAAAAGGUUCAACAACACUCCCAGUAUCACGCGAUCAGAGAAGCAACCAAAUGUACCCUCUGUGGACGAUCUUUUCGUUCGGUUCAAGCACUUCAGAGACACUUGGAAUCUACCCAUGAUCUUCAUGAAGACGAGUUAGCUCAAUAUAAACAGAACUUAGUUCACAAUCCAUUGUUUCAAGCGCUCACGGAAGAAACGUUGAAGAGGCAAAGCAGUUUGAUUAGCGAGCAAAAUACGGAAGAUGAAGCCGGUAGAGGUGACGAAGAGGAAAGUGAUGCUAGUGAUUCGUCCCCAUUGCAGAAAGAGCAACGUCUACUAGAGGAUUAUUUAAAUAGCCAAACAAUCGCCGAAGAUUCUUAUCAUGAUCCUAGCCGAAAAUUCAAGUGUCACCGCUGCAAAGUAGCCUUUACACGUCAGAGUUAUCUUACUGGUCAUAAUAAGACUUUAUUGCAUCGCAAAGGUGAAAAAAUGUCUUAUCCAAUGGAAAAAUAUCUGGACCCUAACAGGCCAUAUAAGUGUGACGUUUGCAAAGAGAGUUUCACGCAAAAGAACAUACUUCUCGUACACUAUAACAGCGUGAGCCAUUUGCACAAGCUAAAACGAGCGAUGGCACAGGAGCAAGGUAAUAAUAAUACGUUGAUCUCGGUAGUACCUCCAGCCAGCCCAACCGAGUCGCCUGAUUCCCAGCAGGAUCAGGACAAGAAACCUUACAAAUGCAACAUCUGCAAAGUCGCAUAUACCCAGGGUAGUACCUUGGAUAUUCAUAUGAGGAGCGUUCUUCAUCAAACGCGUACUAGUAAAUUGCAGGAUCUUGCAGCCAGUGGUCAAGUAGAUCUUGCUCGGCCAUUGAUUGAACAACCAUCACCGACAAGUCCAACCAGUUCACCCGUUAAUAGUAAUGCUAGUAAUGCAAGCGGGAUGCUUUGCUGUUCGCGCUGUAGUGCUUUAUUUGUCAGUCAGGAACAAUUGGCAACGCAUCAGCAAUUAUAUUGCAUUUUUAGUAAUCCACUGGCAUUAUUUCAACAAUUGGCAUCGCAGCAAUUGACUUCAUCUACUCCGGCUAAGACACCACCUCCUACAUCCACAACACCAGGACCGCAACAACAUAUGCAACAAGCCACGCAGCAUUCGUCGCAGGAUAUUCUCUCUCAACCGCGACACAAAACUUCACAAAUGUACAAACAUCUCCUAGAGAGUUUCGGCUUCGAUCUCGUAAUGCAAUUCAACGAGAAUCACCAAAGACGACAGCGCAAGGAGGAGGAAGCAGCUGCUGCUCUCCAAGCGCAGCAAGAACAACAAAAGCAGGAGCAACAGAAGCAAGCUCUCGCUGCUCAAGCCGCGCAAGAGAAAGAGGAAGAAGCCGAAGAGACUCACAUCGAUGAUGACGUGAUACCCGAACUUACACGCAGCACUUGCCAGCACUGUAACAAAGAAUUCAGCAGUGUUUGGGUUCUGAAGGCUCACUGUGAAGAGGUUCAUCGCGAUCUUGUACCACGUGAAUUUCUCGAAAAGUAUGCACAGCAGUUCAAGUGCGAAUACGAGAAGAAAAGCGUAGUAGUGACUGUUGCGACAUCUUCAUCGACUAAUACGGCACCGAGAAGUUCCACGCCCGCUGCUGGGCAACCACAAGAUCUCAGCUCUGAUAAGGAAUCACGCGAAAAAGAAAAGGAAGAAAACACUGAAUGCAAGGAACGCAUCAGCCGAACACCAGAAGCCACAUCGACCACUCCAACGACGACUCCGGCAUUGAGCAACACUCCCGUUUCAAGUACAGAUUCUGCGACACCGACUGUAUUGCCUACCAAUUCACACCAUAUUCCACAACAACAGUCACAGCAGCAGCAACAACAGCAACAGCAUUCACAACUCACAUUUGCUCAACAAAUGUCCGAAAUGCAAGCUGCUUUGAACGCAAUGGCGGCGUCACAACUGCAACAACAUCUGCAACAAUAUCCAGGAUUGAUGAUGGGAAUGAUGGGAUUACCAUUUUCAUUGAACGCUGUACCCGCUUUAGCAGCCAUGAAUUUACAGCCACCUCUAGUGCCAAUGAUGUUACCACCACCACCGUAUGAUGGUGCUGCCGCUGCUGGAUAUCCACCAAUUAAUCAAGCGGAUCUUCUUGCUAAGCAGCAUCUUGCUCUUCAGCAACAACAGGCAGCAGCAGCGGCGAAUGCAGCUGCAUCACAAAAACGAGCGCGUACGCGUAUUACUGAUGAACAACUAAAGAUAUUGCGCAAGAACUUUGAUAUUAAUAAUUCUCCUGGUGAGGAACAAAUUAUAGAAAUGGCCGGUCAGAGCGGUUUACCGCCUAAAGUUAUAAAACAUUGGUUCCGAAAUACGUUAUUUAAGGAGCGACAACGUAACAAAGAUAGUCCUUAUAAUUUCAAUAAUCCGCCAAGUACCACUCUGAAUCUCGAAGAGUAUGAAAAAACUGGUGAAGCGAAAGUCACUCCAUUAAACACCAGCGUAUCUGGCAGUUCCUCCGAUGAUAAAAGCCCAAAUAAACAAGUCACGCCUCCGCCAUCUAUGCAAAAUACGAGCACGUCGCAACUUACCGAGAUUAAGCAGGAGGCACCGGAACAAUCACAGUGCCAACAACAACAACAACAACAACAAAUUCAACAACAUCAAGAGGAGCAGCAUCAUUCCCCGAGUAGCUCGGGUGGCCAACAAUCGCGACCACAUUCACCUGCACUCAGUAUGAGUUCUAUACUUUCGGGCAUCCAUCAUGAUAUUUCGUCCCAUCCCCCAUCAACCACAAACGCCCCGAGUACUCCGAUGUUACCACCGAAAUUGGCGCCACAAAAUUUUGCCAAUCCCAGUCCAGGAACAGGUAAUGUAGUUUCGAACGCGAUUGCUGCCAUGGCACUUACACCGCAAAGAUCUUUGAGUCCGGGUCGUGGACCAACGGAUUAUUCUUUCGGCGGCAAUAGUAAUGGUAGCAAUGCUUCCGGCGGUAGUUCCGGAAAACGCGCCAAUCGAACGAGAUUCACUGAUUAUCAAAUAAAAGUUCUUCAAGAAUUUUUCGAGAACAAUGCGUAUCCGAAAGAUGAUGAUUUAGAGUACCUCAGCAAGCUUCUUGGCUUAAGUCCGCGCGUAAUUGUGGUGUGGUUUCAAAAUGCUAGACAAAAGGCACGCAAAGUUUACGAGAAUCAACCCGCCGCCGAGCCCGUGGCAGCGGGUGGACGCGAAAAUGACGAUGGUUCCGGUAGAUUUCAAAGGACACCGGGAUUAAACUAUCAGUGCAAAAAAUGCCUGCUAGUAUUCCAGCGAUAUUACGAGCUUAUACGCCAUCAGAAGACACACUGCUUCAAAGAGGAAGAUGCUAAAAGAAGUGCGCAAGCUCAGGCUGCAGCGGCUCAAGUUGCCGCAGUUCUGAGUUCCGAAGAUAGUAACAGCAGUUCUACUACAACUACAAACAACACAGUAGUCAACAAUCCAUCGACUGCUCCUGCGCUGACCGAACAAUUACAACAACCGUUGAACACCGCCACGCCUCCUCAUCAGCAGCAGACAUUGUCUCAAACGCAUCAACAAUCCCAGCAGCAAUCGCAACAGCAGCAGUCGCAACAACAACAGCAACAAUCACAAACGGAAUCGAAAGAAAGUAGCUAUCAGUGCGAGAAAUGCAAUUUGGUGUUCGGACGAUUCGAGCUUUGGCGUGAGCAUCAGCUAGUACAUAUCAUGAACCCGUCCCUGUUUCCGCCAACUUAUCCACCUGAUACACCUUUCGGAAUUCUGCAACAGCAAGCACUUAACGCUACCUCCGGGGUUACAACGGAAACUCCUCAUCCGCUUAUCGCUAUGAUGCAGAAAAGAAAAUAUGAAGACCCCGAGGAGGGAACGGGCAGCGACAACCGUUUAAACUCGGAACAUAACGAGCAACCAAAGGACAAACGUUUGCGAACUACGAUACUUCCGGAACAACUAGACUAUCUCUAUCAGAAGUACCAGAUCGAGUCUAAUCCAUCGAGGAAGAUGCUGGAAACGAUUGCUCGCGAAGUCGGCUUGAAGAAACGCGUGGUACAAGUGUGGUUCCAGAAUACACGCGCUCGCGAACGCAAAGGUCAAUUCCGCGCCCACAGCCAAGUGAUUAAUAAGCGCUGUCCGUUCUGUCCGGCACUGUUCAAGGUAAAAUCUGCCCUAGAAUCUCAUCUCAGCAGUAAACACGCCGAUCAAGUAGCUCGCGGUGAAGUUAACAUUGACAACAUCCCGGAUGAAGAGCUCUCGAUGGAAUCCGCUCCUUCAAAUUCUAGCACUCCUCAUAUGAUGCCACCAUUGUUUCCGCCGAUCAAUAGUGACAUGGAGGCAUCUAUAAAGUCUUUGAAAACCUCUUAUUACGAGGAAAUGAAGCGAUAUUUUAGCGAGUUGGCGCACGCCAGUAAUGGAAAGCAAGAGAUAGUGAAUCAUCAAAUCCUCAGCAACAGCGCCGAGUCACCGUUAGAUCUGAGUAAACCGGUCGAUCUCAGUCGACCUGUGAAACUGACUUUGGGUGGUCUAAGUAGCCUUCUCGAAGAACAACAUGGCUCUCACUUCCGCGGCGGCAGUGACUGCGGACCCCUGACCGAUUUAUCCGAGCGCAGCAUUUGCGAUGACGACAGCAUGAGCGAAACUACGGAAUUCCUAGACGAUGAAAGUGGCCCAGCGAGUCCGGCUUCAAGUACUCAGAGCUCGAGGCAAGGACCCGCUAGCGGAGGCACCAGUGCCUCUGGACCGCCGGUGACCAGUGCACAGUCCAGUGGCGGGAACACCACUAGUCAAUCCGGCGGCAAGCGGUAUCGUACGCAGAUGUCAGGCACCCAGGUGAAAGUGAUGAAGUCGCUGUUCUCGGAUUACAAGACACCGACGAUGGCCGAAUGUGAGAUGCUCGGCCGCGAGAUCGGCCUACCGAAGCGGGUGGUCCAGGUGUGGUUCCAGAAUGCCCGUGCCAAGGAGAAAAAAGCUAGGCUAGCGGCGGGUCUGCCGGCCGAGAGCUCAGCCAUUCAACCGCAUCGUGGACCAACCGGACCAGAUGAAUGCAGAUUGUGCUCUGUACGCUACUCGGCCAAGACCCCGCUGCAGGAACAUGUCUUCUCGCGGCGGCACAUCGAAUCGGUACGCGUCGCCGUCGAAGAAGGCAGUCUGGUACCGCCAACUCCCGGGGCACCGAUCGUGACCGGCGGCGGUGGCAGCGGCAGUGGUGGCGGCGGCGGCGGUCCUGGCAUCAGCAAUUCACCGGUAGUCGCCACUACCAGUCAGCAAAUCAGCCAGCAGCAGCAGUCGGACGAAAAUUUGAUGUACGGAUCCGUGUUCCUACAUCCCACGGCAAUGUUCCAGUCGCAGCAACAGCAGCAGCAGCAUCCCGCCGGUGCUGCGACCAGCGCAGCUAGCACCACUACCGUAGCGGCUGCGGGCUUGAGCGGUGGCCUACUCGGGGGUGGUCUAAUGUCGCUGCACGUGGAGGGCGGCACGCAAGUGCAGGUACCGCGGGCUUUGAUGCAGGCGUUCCUGCAACAGGACCCAAAUCACCCGGGCUUGGAGACGGUACGUCUGCCGUGCGUUCCUGAAGAGACGAACGUCGUGCCGCAGCAGUGCCGCGAGACGGAGAUGGAGCUGUGCCUGGUAUGCCGCCGUUGCGGCCGAGCGUAUCCGCAAGAAUCGACGUUGCUGGCGCAUCAGCGCUCUUGCUACCUGGGCAAUCAGCAACGUCGGGGCGCCCUACGUCUCGUGCAGAUGCGCUAUGCCUGCUCGCUCUGCGAACCUGGCGUCCCGACGCGCACCUACGCUACCGUAAACGAUUGGCGUCGCCACACCGAGACGCUCCAACAUCGUACGCGUCUCGAAGCCGCUCAGCAGCAACAACAACAACAACAGCAACAGUUUGACAGCGGUGCGCAGUCCGGUGAAGAAACGAAUCCGCUCACCGAUGAGAUGGAGGAUGUCGUCAAUCAAAUCACCCUGUUGGCGGCUCGCGCGGCCGCUGAGAGCACGACUAGCGGUCAACCGCAGGUCGGCGAAAGAGCCGGCGGUCAAGACAACAACAACGGGCCUGACGCCAAACGGCAAAAGCUGAUCCAGGAGGUCACCGCCCUCGCCGGGGCACGUUAAGCGCCGCCGAAUUGAGAGCCCCAGGGGUUGGUCUAUCUCUCAUCUCCUCCAGAAACAGGAGGGAUGUGCGCGAUGGCAUCAAAGAUCUGUGGAAGGGGACGCAAGAGGCAGACACAUCGAAGAGAGACGGAAGAGAGACGAGAACCGAUGGACGUCGCUCGGAGAAGGUCCGAUUCGAGGACGUCGCAGUGGACGAGCCAAUGUUCCUAACCGGCGAUGAACGGGCGGCACGGGUGUACAUCUUGGUGGAGCACUCCGUCGCGUCGGGGGCAUCUGCCCUGUGGCGGUAAGAGGGGAGGUAGGCGGGGGAGGCAUUACUACUCUGGCGCGGACGAUGGACUUAGUCGCGAUUGCUGAGCGCGUGAUGAUCCUCUCGUAGUAUUCUUGUUCGUGUAUCGCAUCGUCACCGCGCGUCUCACCCUCCACUGCCUCCCUGCCCCCUGGCCCCCGUCCCCCGAUUCGCCUAUUAUUUUUGUAAUGCGAAUCCCGCGCAGCGCGUGCCGUGAAGUCGCGCGCUCUCCAAAGUUCCUCUCGUAGCACGAAAGAAAGAAAAAAAAAGAUAAAUAAUGAAGAAAGAGAAAAGGGUAGCAAAAAGGACAGAGAGACUCUCGACGAAGACGAGCGUCUAGGUGGAAUCGCCCGGGGGACGAUCGAACAAGCACGAUCGAGAAAUCCAAUCCUCCUUGCCGAUCAACCAACGAUCGAUCGGCCAGCCAUCGGUUCGAUCGGAUCGAGCCGAUCUUUUGGGCCCAUAUCUCGGAGCGAUGCGCGCGGUACAUUUGCAGAAGAGGGUACGAGAAAUCCCUAAUAGGGGAGGAAAAGUGCGUCGUAUGCGACGCGAAAUGACGCGCGUCGAGGUGGGCUAACUUAAACGUUCCUAUGUAAAGUAAUAAUAAAGAUUUAAAGCACACAUACACACACAGAGUUACUAAUGAAAAAGAAGGAGGAACAAGAAGAAACAAGCGGACGCUGCUUAGACGCGGCGUUUAAUAGGAUAGAUGGUGUGCGGUGCGCGAAAUUAAAAAAAACGCCGCCAUCGUUACACAUACGUACGUACAUAUUCAUAUACAUACAUAUUAUAUAUAUAUACAUACAUCUAUAUAUAUAUACACACACGCAUAUAUAUAUAUAUAUAGAUAUUUGACUGUCUCUCUCUAUCACUCUGUUUCUCGUUUUGACGCGCGUGUGCACGGACCUGUGUGUAUGUGUUUGCGCGUGCGUAUGUGUGCAUGUGUGUGUAUGUGUCGUGAAUCGUUCAGCGACUUCGACAGCGAUCGUGAAAAAUGUUAAAUAUAAAAGUGACACCACGCGUAUGCUUUGUAUUCGUCGCGAGUGAGAUAGAGAUGUCCGCGAUUCUCGGGAAAGCGACGAAAGAAUGAAGAAAAAUUCAUAUAACACAAGCAUAUAUAUACACAUACACACAUACUUACUCUCUUUCUGAUUUAUACAUAUUCAUACACACACACAUAUACACACGUGCACAUCGUAUACCACAUGCAUACAUCGGGCUCGGCACGUUUUUUAACGUUCUUCAUUUCCCGUAAUUUGAUAAAACGAGACGUAACAAGACGGCGGACGAAAGGGAAAGACGAUGGUAUAUAAGGCGGUAAUAAACCCCCGGUGCCCGUCGUCGACACGAUUCGCGUGCACGAACGAGCACAAGCAAGACCCACAAACAUGGUUCCUAUAUUUAAUAAAUUAUAUUUAUUAACACUAAACAAAUGAUU
Molecule: messenger RNA, 14042 nt
Organism: Camponotus floridanus (Florida carpenter ant)
Lineage: Eukaryota; Metazoa; Arthropoda; Insecta; Hymenoptera; Formicidae
Gene: zfh2
Product: zinc finger homeobox protein 4
Exons: 9
Coding region: 2473-12315 (3280 amino acids)
Biological process (GO): regulation of transcription by RNA polymerase II
Cellular component (GO): nucleus
Molecular function (GO): zinc ion binding; DNA-binding transcription factor activity, RNA polymerase II-specific; RNA polymerase II cis-regulatory region sequence-specific DNA binding
Source: RefSeq, a predicted model, not a curated record